UUGUUCUCUUAGGCCUUAGCUGAAGCAGAAGGCCCUUUUCAAAUGGAGCUCUCAUUUCACUCUUUAACGUUCGCAUCCUACUGCAAGACAUUUGGAGAUUCAAGGUCAAAAGUCCAGAGUGCACUAGAUUAUAGAGCCUGUUCCUUGAUUAAUGCGAAACCAAAAGAACACAGACGAAAAUUAAAAUUAUCCACACGAUCUCCGGCGUUGCCAGAAACGGCUGCUUCAGUAGCCAUUGCUGCAGCAGUUGUGGGCGGUGCAGCAACAUUUCUUGCUAGGAGAACCAAAGCCUCUGAUGCAACUGAGGUUCCUUCGAGACCAUGUGAAGAUUGUGGGGGUUCUGGGAUCUGUUCAGAGUGUAAAGGUGAGGGAUUUGUGUUGAAGAAAAUGUCAGAAGAAAGAGCUGAAAAGGCGAGACUGACUGCAAAGAAUAUGGCCACUCGAUACACAGCUGGGCUUCCCAAGAAAUGGAGCUACUGUACAAAAUGUUCCUCCACUCGAUCAUGUACAACCUGCGGAGGCAGUGGAAAGUUAAGCUAGCCUACCAGUUUUGCUCGAACAGCAAUUUUGUUUUUGGACCAAAAUGUUGCUGCCCCAUAGCCAUGGAAGAUGA
Messenger RNA from Hibiscus syriacus, 613 nucleotides. RefSeq lists its product as uncharacterized. The record is from RefSeq and is a predicted model, not a curated record. Bases 43 to 540 code for a protein of 165 amino acids. The transcript has 4 exons. Lineage: Eukaryota; Viridiplantae; Streptophyta; Magnoliopsida; Malvales; Malvaceae.